This is a messenger RNA of Auanema sp. JU1783, 225 nucleotides long. The record is from the annotation of a GenBank genome assembly. NCBI's taxonomy places the organism in Eukaryota, Metazoa, Nematoda, Chromadorea, Rhabditida, Rhabditidae.
AUGAAGCUUCUCCUUAUUAUUCUCGCCAUUCUUGUCUCAGCUUUUGCUCUCACCCCGCUGGAAAUGAAAGAUCGUAUGGCGUUUCAUGGUGAACCCAGUGAAGCUAUGAGCGAUGCUGCUUACAAUCGAUACCUACAAGAAGUUGCUGCUCAAAUUUAUUUCCGACACAACAGAGCUGCCGCAAACCUUCCAGCCUUUGAUGUUGGUCGAGGGCCAUACUUCUAA